AUGCUACACUCGAUUCAAGCACACCGGGCCAUUCGCCCAAUACCUACAGGAACAUCAACAGCAUUAAAACUCUUCAAUCCCUCAACGCGAACCUACGCCUCCCCGUCCUCCAAAACACACACCCGCCCAUCCUCCUCCGCACAACCCGACUCCCCGGCAACCGUCCCCUCUACCUCCUCCACAUCUACAACCUCUCCAGAUGAUAUCAACCCACCGCCAAGCACACGUCCCGCGGACAUUAACACACCAGACUCGCUACCCGACGAUGCCGCGCCGGUCGAUAAAGUGAAGCGCUAUGUCGCGCUGGGACGGGCAUACCUCUCUUUCUACAAAACGGGAUUGAAGAAUGUAUACCAUAAUUAUCGCGCUUCUCUCCCGCUAAGAAAGGAAUUGGGACUGCCCGUAUACCUUCCCAUAUCACCGCCCCCGAAAUCGAAACCGAUUGUCUCGUUCAAGAAGGCAAUUGAGAAAACCGGGCUCAGUCGUUCGAAUUUCCAACUGAUUCGACGCGCUGCGUACGAUGUCCGACGGAUGAUACCAUUUACGCUUAUGCUUAUCGUCUGUGGGGAAUUCACCCCAGUUAUCGUUCUCGCGCUGGGCUCUACCGUCGUCCCGUAUACCUGCCGCGUGCCAAAACAAUUCACUAAGGACCGUGCGCAAAAGGCAGCGCGGAAACGCGCGGCGCUGGUGGCGCAUUGCGUCCAGUCUACCGGCUCCGUCACAUACAAUCCAGAUACAGGGAAGGAAUUGGACUUGUUAGCGCAAUACGCGAGUCCGGAAUGGGUCGACUCCGCAUCCUCGGAAGAAGUGCUGCGCGCAUGUGCGGUCUUCGGUCUGGUUAAGACACAUACCCGUCCGCCUGCGCUUGUAUCGCUAGUUUACCGCACGCGGCUGAAGCGGUUUGCGGAGUACUUAGCUGUGGAUGAUGGGUUAAUUAAGCGUGGGGGCGGGGUCAGUGCAAUGAAGGGGGUUGAGGUUCGGAUUGCAAUUGAGGAAAGGGGUGGUGUUGAGAUGGUCAUGCGGGAGACUGGGGAGGGUGAGAGUGAGGAGUGGGAAGGGGAGAGGGAGCAGAGGAGGUGGUUGGAAGGGUGGUUGGAGAGGAGGGCAUAG
This is a messenger RNA of Aspergillus chevalieri, 1110 nucleotides long. RefSeq lists its product as uncharacterized. NCBI's taxonomy places the organism in Eukaryota, Fungi, Ascomycota, Eurotiomycetes, Eurotiales, Aspergillaceae. Gene Ontology annotation, biological process: intracellular monoatomic cation homeostasis. The transcript has a single exon. The record is from RefSeq and is a predicted model, not a curated record. Gene Ontology annotation, cellular component: mitochondrial inner membrane. Bases 1 to 1110 code for a protein of 369 amino acids.